Pseudogymnoascus verrucosus is the source of this 1090-nucleotide messenger RNA. RefSeq lists its product as uncharacterized. The record is from RefSeq and is a predicted model, not a curated record. The coding region runs from base 146 to 1045 and encodes 299 amino acids. The transcript is spliced from 3 exons. NCBI's taxonomy places the organism in Eukaryota, Fungi, Ascomycota, Leotiomycetes, Thelebolales, Thelebolaceae.
GUGGAAGCUGCGAAUAUUCUUAAUUAUCGGGGCUCUAUCCACUCGCAGUUCGACAAAUUCCACUCACUGCCCCUCACUAAACCAGGCCCGACAAUUCAAUUUCGACCAUCGAUCCUCUUUCUACACCCCAAGCCAUCACGCAACCAUGCCCCGAGCAACGCGAUCCUCCCAAGCCGCCGGCGUCCGGGCGAUAGUCGAACCCAUCGCAUCGUUCUAUGCCCUUCUCUCCACGUUCCCCUACCUCCCCGCCUCGGACAUCCUGACCCCUCCCGCCGCCGGCUGGCCCCUGGCCGACAUCGUCAACUUCCGCAAGCUGGGCAAGACGGACUUGGUCGUUGAGGUGUUGAAACACCUGCCAUAUAUCCGCACUGAUGGCGAUCGAGGAUGGCGCCUAGGCUACGACGACACGAAGCCGAUUACUUAUGUUAAAGUCCCAGGGACGACCACGGAGGAGGGGAGCGGGGGUUGCAAGCUUGCGGGGUUAGAAGACGGGGUGGAUCAUGCGGUCUUGUGGGAUAUGGGGCUUGAGCCGCAUGGUCAGAAACUAGAUUCGCAUGUAGUGGCGCUGACGAAUGGGUGGCAGUAUGGAGCUUGGCUGCUUCUUGAUACUGAAGCUGGCACAAUCACAGACUUUUCGCUAUUGGGCGGCAUCAGCUCCAGUAUUAGAUGUCCGCAAUCGGACCGGGAUGCGGGGCUGGUCUGGAAGCACUUCCCCUCAAAGCCCACCAAGGAGUUCUUCAAGGACUGGGAAAAGAAGUACACUUCGUUGGAAUGGAUACUGAUCCAGGACAAGAAUGGUAGGGAGACCGGUGAGAUAUUCAGCCAGAAGAGGGUGGGCACAGCCUCGAAGGAUCUAGCGGAGAUUCAAAGGAUAUUCAUGGAUUAUGGCUGGGGAAGUACAGAUUUCCGGAAGGAAGAGUGCAGGAAGGCUUUGAGUGAGUGGGGCAAGGCUCGGGGGCAGAGAAUCGUUGCAGAGCAUGAUAAGCUUGUGAGGGCGAAUCGUAGUCCGUCGCCGCCGGAUCCGCUGGAUGAGUUCUCUGAUUGAGGGAACUGCUUUGUGGAUGCAUGAACAUCGAUGUUGAUUCUUCCG